Drosophila suzukii is the source of this 1889-nucleotide messenger RNA. Its product is annotated as solute carrier family 2, facilitated glucose transporter member 8. Gene Ontology annotation, molecular function: transmembrane transporter activity. Gene Ontology annotation, biological process: transmembrane transport. Lineage: Eukaryota; Metazoa; Arthropoda; Insecta; Diptera; Drosophilidae. The record is from RefSeq and is a predicted model, not a curated record. Gene Ontology annotation, cellular component: membrane.
GUUCGACCACAAAGGGUCCAAUGCAGACCGAUCGACCAUCACCGGAUGACGGCUUCCAUGUCGUUCCCAUUCACAGUGACUCGGAUCACCACAAUCACAGUGACUCGGAUCUCCACAUCCACAGUAACUCGGAUCACCAGCGGGAACGGAUCCUUCUAAAUGCGCAGACAAGUGCCUGUUGCAAUAGGGAUCUCAGAAAUCAGCCGCAGGCAAAUGCAGUUGGAGCUGCUGCCCUGAUAUUCCUGUCCGGUGGAAUUCACAUCGCCUGGAGCAUUGGUUUUGACAGUGUGUUUGUAGAACUGGAAGUUACCAACCAUGUUAGGAUCUGCUGGUUUAUAGCAGCCAUUCUUGGGGCCCUGCUGGGAGGAUUUUUCAGUAGAUGGUUUCCUUAUAAAGUACUGAUGGAAUUCUGUUCCCUUCUCACUAUUACUGGUGGAAUAGUGAUGGCUGUGAACGGAUUGGAUCUCGAUGCCCUGCUGGCGGGGAGGUAUUUAAAUGGAUUGGCCAAUGGUCUGGCCAUAGCCCCCACUUUGGCCAUGGCUGGUGAACUGUCGGUCUUCUACAAGAGAGGCACCACCACAUCGGCGGCGGAACAGUGGCCUGUAAUGAUCGGGUUCUUUGUGCAGAUCGUAUGUAGCAAAGGUUGGGACAUUCAGAGUGACUUUACGGAGGAGCAGUUCCAGGGAGUGAUAAGUGCGUUACUAGGUGCCAUAGCUCUGAUCCUGGCCUUCCUGCUGUCCAUCGAAUCUCCGGUGGAUCUGCUGGAACAGGGCGAUGAACAGGGCGCCAUCGAUGCUCUGAGCAGGCUGCAAAUACCGAGAGCUGUGACUGCUGAGACCUACGAUCAGGUGAGGGAUCAUCGCACCUAUUUGGAGCACCAUAAAUCCUUGGGAUGGUGCCACGCCCUCCCCGCCCUCGUUCGACUGACGGUGCUGAGGUGUUUAUAUGCCCUCAGCCUGAGUAUGAUGGUAGCCUUCACAUUAGCCUGGACAGGAACAGCGGUAUAUGGGGAUAGUUCGGGACCCUAUGUGCUUUUCGGCUUCCUGCGACUCAUGGGCAGCUUCUUGAGUGCCUUCGCCAUGGAUUCGCUUGGCAGGAAAAUCCCACUGCUCCUGGGACUCGUAAUCUCGGGUUUGAGCUUUGGACUGGCCAGCAAAUUCACUGGCAGCUCACUGCUGACCCUCUCGGACAGUCGAAUGGCCCUGUGGCUCCUGCUCGUCUACCAACUCUUCGCUGGCUUGGGCUUUGCCCCCAGCUCAUCGUAUCUCUCGGAGGCCUUUCCUCGUCGCCUCAAAAGGCCCUGCAUUGCCGUGUCCUACAUCAUGGAGAUGCUUGUCCAGCUGCUCAUCUGCCAAGGGGAUCUCAGUGCGAUCGGCAGUGACAGCAGCUAUGUGGCCCUCUAUUUCUUCAGCCUUGGGUGUCUACUUCUGGCGGGAUUCCUCUUCUGCGUUUGGUAUAUGCCGGAGACAAAGGACACCACUCUGCUGCAGGCGCAAUUCAAGUUCCAGGAAUUCGUUAUCCCAGCCUGAAAGUAGGCAGCUCGAAAAUAAGACUAGCCAACCCGUAGAUAUAGCUAAAAAAUAAAUCUGACAUCUAUAUUAUAAACCAUGCGUGUUACUUAUCGUUGCUAAAGUGACUGUUCAGAUUUGGUUAUUCGAGUACUUGCUGCACUCUUUUGUGCCGAUCACCAUGGUUAUAAGAUUCAGGGGAUCACCAGGGUAUACAAUUGUUAGAUAAGACCGGCGCGCAAAGAGGUUUAUUUUCAAACGGCAAUUAAGUCGGUUCCCAUACAUCUGCGAUAAGAUUUAUACCUCAUAAAGGUUUGCUGGACUUUAACAUACUUAGAUUACAAAAAAUAUUUUAAAAUAAGAACUGGUUUUUGGUUUAUU